This is a messenger RNA of Paramuricea clavata, 249 nucleotides long. The record is from the annotation of a GenBank genome assembly. NCBI's taxonomy places the organism in Eukaryota, Metazoa, Cnidaria, Anthozoa, Malacalcyonacea, Plexauridae.
AGUAUUCGAAGUAGCACAAAAUUACCUGACGGGACUUUUAUUGAUAACAUGAAGUCUUUCCAAGAUUUGGUUUACGCAGAUAAUCUUGAUUUGAUUCUCGUAACUGAAACAUGGCUUAACAGCAACUUCUCGAGCAUUGAAUUACUUUUAAAAGGUUAUAACAUAAUAAGAAACGAUCGAAUAGCUGACAAACGCGGUGGCGGGGUGCUUAUAGCUCUACGUGAAAAUAUUACAUACAAAAUAGACUAA